Messenger RNA from Eucalyptus grandis, 3223 nucleotides. RefSeq names its product probable leucine-rich repeat receptor-like protein kinase At5g49770. Gene Ontology annotation, molecular function: protein kinase activity; ATP binding; protein binding. Gene Ontology annotation, biological process: protein phosphorylation. The record is from RefSeq and is a predicted model, not a curated record. Lineage: Eukaryota; Viridiplantae; Streptophyta; Magnoliopsida; Myrtales; Myrtaceae.
AUAUAAUUUUUAUUUUUUGGUAGGUGCAUAGACCUAACGUCUCAGUCUUGCACAAGCCAUGCUGCGUGUGUUGAUACUGGGUCAGAACAAUAUGUAAUAAGAUGGUGGUGGAUCAGAGCAGAUGAGGAGUUUUGACUUUGGAAAAGGAAUGAGAGGGAUGAGAGGUGGCGGAAUAAUGGCAAGCAAGAACCUCCGGUUGCUCUUGUUUCUGGUUCUCUUCUGUUCUUGGAUUCAUUUGAUUUGUUCUACUACAAACGCAAAUGACCAAACCAUUCUUUUAGCCCUGAAAGCCCAGUGGCAGAACACACCAUCCAGCUGGGGCAAGUCCAAUGAUCCUUGUGGACACCUCUGGGAUGGAGUCACCUGUGAUGGUAAUUCAAGAGUGACCCAACUGGGGUUAUCUGGCAUGGAUAUCAAAGGGCCGCUGCCAUCCGACAUAGGGGGGCUCACAGAACUCACUUCCUUGGAUCUUUCCUUAAACAGCGGUCUCACCGGACCGAUCCCUUUGCAGUUGGGAAGUCUACAGAAGUUGACUAUCUUAAUGUUGGCUGAAUGCAGCUUCACUGGUAGUAUUCCUGAUGAACUGGGCAACCUUUCGGAGCUGACUUUCUUGGCGCUAAAUUCCAACAAUUUCAGUGGUAAUAUACCUGCUUCUUUGGGUAAAGUCUCCCACCUCUACUGGUUUGACGUGUCAGAUAAUCAGUUAACCGGAUCGCUACCAGUUUCAACGGGCACCACCCCAGGGUUGGACCUUUUGUUCAAUUGUAGUCACUUCCACUUCAGCAAGAACCAACUGUCUGGCACUGUACCAGAUAAAUUGUUCAGUUCAAAUAUGCCUCUGAUACAUAUACUAUUUGACGAUAACCGAUUUAAUGGUUCUAUACCAUCCACAUUAGGCCUUGUUCAGACCCUCGAGGCUCUCCGACUCGAUAGGAACUCCUUUUCUGGAAACGUCCCUUCAACUCUCAACAACCUUACAAAACUCAGUGAGCUGAAUUUAGCAUAUAAUGAAUUGAGUGGCCCUUUGCCGAACUUAACAGGGAUGAGUUUACUCAGUUACAUUGACCUCAGCAAGAACUCUUUUGCGGCUUCGGCAGCUCCAGAUUGGUUCUCAACUUUAUCAUCUCUCACCACUCUAAUCAUACAAUAUGGACCACUUCAAGGGGUUGUACCACCAAACCUCUUCAGCCUUCCCCAGCUACAGCAAGUUGAUAUGAGUAACAAUGCUUUCAACGGAACAUUGAACGUGAGUACCAGCAUCAAUACCCAGUUGCAGAUUGUUAAUCUGAAAGAUAACCAGAUUAGUUCGCUGACGACCAGUCCCUACCAGAAUGUGUUAAUACUAGUGGGAAACCCGGUAUGUAAUGGGUCUGUUCUCUCAACCACGAGCUACUGCAAAGUUCAGCAGCAGCAAACUUAUUCUACCCCAACCAACUGCGGAGGUUCAUCAUGUCCCUCCAAUCAGAGACUUAACCCCGGAAGCUGCACAUGUGCAGUUCCGUACGUUGGAACAUUGACAUUCAAAGCUCCAUCGUUCAGCGAUUUGUCCAAUGCGGCACUGUUUCAAUCGUUGGAACUAGACCUGUGGCAGACAUUGAACCUUACUAACGGUUCAGUUUUUCUUCAGAAUAUCGACUUUGAUCCAAACAGUGGCUAUCUUUUAGUACCUGUGUCUUUCUUUCCAUCUAACGGGACGUACUUCAGCAAGUCAGACAUUCAGAGGAUUGGAUUCGAUUUGAUUAAGCAAAAUUUUAAGCCGCCCCAUUUCGGUACCUAUCUCUUCAGCGCACUUGCUUAUCCAUUCCCAGGUAACAAAGUAAGCAUCAGCAAAGGAGCCCUAGCAGGGAUUGCCGUUGGCUGUGCAGUCCUGGUUCUUGUACUUGUGGGGUUAGCAAUUUACGCUAUUCAACAGAAGAAACGAGCACAAAGAGCAAUUGAAUUGAGCAAACCAUUUGCAUCCUGGAUACCGAGGGGAAGUGAUGAUGGAGGAGCACCACAGUUGAAGGGGGCGAGGUGGUUCUACUUCGACGAAAUCAAGAAGUGCACCAACAGUUUUUCUGAAAGUAAUGAGAUAGGCUCCGGGGGCUAUGGAAAGGUCUACAAAGGAAUGCUUCCCGAUGGCCAAGUGACGGCAAUUAAAAGAGCUCAGCAGGGGUCGAUGCAGGGCGCGCAUGAAUUCAAGACAGAAAUCGAGCUACUUUCUAGAGUCCAUCACAAGAAUCUCGUCAGCCUCAUCGGCUUCUGUUAUGAACAAGGAGAGCAGAUGUUGGUCUAUGAAUAUAUGCCUAAUGGGACAAUCAGGGAGAGCUUGUCGGGGAAAACUGGCAUACAUCUUGAUUGGAAGAGGAGGCUGCAGGUUGCUCUCGGCUCUGCGAAAGGACUGGCAUAUCUGCAUGAGCUCGCGAAUCCCCCGAUCAUUCACAGAGACGUUAAGUCCACAAAUAUCUUGUUGGAUGACAACCUCGUGGCUAAAGUCGCGGACUUCGGCUUGUCCAAAAUGGUGGCAGACAGCGAGAAAGGACAUGUUUCAACACAAGUCAAGGGCACGCUGGGCUACUUGGAUCCGGAGUACUACAUGACCCAGCAACUAACAGAUAGGAGCGACGUCUACAGUUUCGGGGUCGUGAUGCUCGAACUGAUAACCUCGAAGCCGCCGAUCGAAAAGGGCAAGUACGUCGUCCGAGAAAUCCGCACGGCGAUGGACAAAAACGACCGAGACUACUACGGACUAGCGCAAGUCAUGGAUCCGUCCCUUCGCAAAGCGGGGCGCCUAGCGGGGUUCGCUCAGUUCCUGGAGCUGGCAAUGCGGUGCGUGGAGGAAUCAUCCACCAACCGCCCCAGGAUGAACGAAGUCGUGAAGGAAAUCGAGACGAUCCUGCAGAUGGACGGGACCGUCACGGGCCUGACGUCCGCGUCCUCGUCCGCCACGGACUUUGGAGGACCAAACAUUGGUGGUCCUAGACAACCUUUGUACACGGACGUUUCGCUCAAUAGCAAGGAUGUCGGCUACAGCAAUUCGUUCGAUUACAGCGGCGGGUACGCGCAUUCGGCGAAGAUCGAACCGAAGUGACCGCGGAUCGCGCGAGUCGCUUGCUUGUUCCUUUCUUUUUUUUGGUUCAAUGUUCAAUUACUUCUUGGUGCAUCAGGCCCUUCUUUGAGGGUAAUGCAACUUAUUUUGACAUUCUCAUGAUGCAUGAAUACAUGCUUAUUACAGGUUAUGUAA